This is a messenger RNA of Misgurnus anguillicaudatus (oriental weatherfish), 626 nucleotides long. RefSeq lists its product as uncharacterized. Lineage: Eukaryota; Metazoa; Chordata; Actinopteri; Cypriniformes; Cobitidae. The record is from RefSeq and is a predicted model, not a curated record.
GUGCUCCACUGCCGUUAAGCAAGUUUUUGUAGUUUUCACUCGAACUACAGGACCGCGACCUGACGGUUGGAAACUUCUUUAGUGCGGUUUUGGCCGAUAGAGGGCUGCAAAGCGAAUGUGAAAGUGCCGUUCACCCUGUUUCGAGUGGAUGAACGACUGAAACUUUUUUGGAAACGUUAUUUUAAGCUGAAAAAUGAAAUAUAAAGAGAACUGGACCGUGCUGCUGGACUACAGAUCUUGUGCUAGACUGUGUCCAGGCUCGUAACUAUUCAGAAUGAUGGCCAAAUAUAUUGCAUUGACUGUAAUGACGAUGUUGGCAGUGGCAUGUGUGGCGUCUCCUCUGUUUGAAGACACACCGACAAACACAGAAGUCAGGCAACUCACCCCACAGGCUCCUGAGACACGAGUGAAGCGGGCCGUGCCUUUACCUGAGGAUCAGCGAGAGUUCAUAUCCCGGCAGAUUUUACAGGCAUUGUCAGAGAUCAUUCAACGAGAGGACUGUAUCACCGACUAUCAAGGUUGGGUCGAUUUUGGGCGUCGGAAUACAGACUGAAAACACCCGGCUGCAAAGCAAUGUAUAAAUAAAGCAAAUCUUUGUCAUUAAAUGACCAAAUGCAACCAUACAA